AUGGCAGGAGCAGGUUGGAUCUGCAGGAAUGCUGAUAAUCAGGUGGUCAUGGCAAUGGCAGCACCAAUUGGAAUUGCAUCGGUAUUGAUAGCUGAAACGUGGGCUCUUCUCCUAGAAGUGAGAAUGACAACUUCACAAGGCUGGAGGAAUAUGUGGUUCGAAACGAACUCGACAACAUCACUAAGGUUGAUCAAAAACUUAGACAUGCAAACUCCAUGGAUCAUUCGAAAUAUGUUAUCGGAAAUCCACCAUCACCUCAAUUCAAUACAACAAUUCAAGAUGACGCAUAUCUAUAGAGAGGCGAACCAGGGUGCUGAUGGGUUAGCGAACUUUGCAAUAGAAAAGCAGUUCCAACAACAAGGAAUAUGUAAUACUUUUAUCUGGGAAAAUACUUGCCCAACAUUCCUUAACGAAAUUGUAACGAGUGAUUCGAUGGGACGUUUGUACCCCAGAGAAGUUUCUAUUUAA
Papaver somniferum (opium poppy) is the source of this 468-nucleotide messenger RNA. RefSeq lists its product as uncharacterized. The coding region runs from base 1 to 468 and encodes 155 amino acids. Lineage: Eukaryota; Viridiplantae; Streptophyta; Magnoliopsida; Ranunculales; Papaveraceae. The record is from RefSeq and is a predicted model, not a curated record. Gene Ontology annotation, molecular function: RNA-DNA hybrid ribonuclease activity; nucleic acid binding. The transcript has a single exon.